ACUUCUUUCCAUGUGUCAAAACGGGCUUUUUACGACACCUCCUCUCAACUCACUUUGUGUCAGAUGAAGCAAAAUCGUUUGGUACAGCAGAUUGACACUACCAAAACAGAAGCGACAGUCCUUUAUUUUCCAGUGCAAAUAGCUGUGCGGUGAACACUUUCGUCGUCGAAGUUCGCCAUAUCGUUGUUCGAAUUAGCCUUGGCUAAAUUGGCCACCACUCUCAGUUGUAUUUUCCAGCUUAAAAAAUAGCAGCGAGAAUAAUCAGCAAAUAUCUGAGCGAGCUAGAAGCGUACCAAAAUGGAAGCGAACGGCGAGCCAGUCGCCGUGGAUACGCAACCGAACGAUGAUGGGCCGAAGAACACCAACACGAACGAUGCGACCGUUGAUGCGAACGUUCCGGCUAAGUUAUCGGACGAAACAAACGGCGACGAGAUUCAACCGGAUGAUACAGACGGCAACAAGCAGCCCAAUGCGGAUGUUGAAGCGAAAAUAAAUUCACCCGGUGGAAUGCGCAGCCGUAGCGGUUCCCGUAACAGUCACACAUCGCAACAAGACCAGCGUCGACGUGAUCGCAGCGGAUCGCAAGUUAGCGAAACUCGAUCACGAAAGAGCCGCAGCACUUCACGCCAGAGCCGUCGUCGGUCACGUUCGCAGGCCCGCAGCUCGUCGAGCGUUAGUCGCAGCCGUAGCCGCUCCGGUAGUCGCUUGUCGCGUCGCAGCAGUACUCAUCGGCGCGUCCGUACACCUUCCCGGUCGCGGUCCCGAUCCGGUUCACGAUCUCGUUCACGGUCCCGAUCACGCUCCCGCUCUCGUUCCCGGUCCCGUUCGCAAUCACGGUCUCAAUCACGCUCACGCUCACGUUCCGGUUCUGGUGGCUCACGGUCGCGUUCUCGUUCCCGUUCCGGAUCCGGUUCUCGCUCACGUUCCCGCUCAGGAUCCGGUUCCCGCUCACGUUCGAGGUCCCGGUCUCGUUCCCGUGCCCGCUCACGCUCCGGCUCCGCCUCUAGCUCCCGCUCGCGUUCCUCGAAGUCCAAAUCCGGCAGCCGAAGCGUUAGUCGAAGCGUUAGCCGUAGCGUGAGUCGCAGCGUUAGCCGUAGUCGAAGCCAAAGUCGUGGCAGCUCGCGCUCAGUAUCCCGAAGCAAGAGCCCGUCCAUGGCGGCUGGUGGCGGAAUUGGCAGUGAUGGAGAAGACGCAGCUGGACCGAGCACCUCCGGUGGUGGAAAACACAUCAAGCAACCGAAGCGUAUCAUUGAUUCGGAUGAUGAAGAUAAUGAGGAGGAAGCCGGACCCGGAGAUGAACCUAAGCAGCAAGACGAUCAAGAUGAGGCCGGUUCUGCUGCGGAAGAUGGCGAAGAGACCGCGCACAAGGCUAGCAAACAGGCGAUCAUUGAUUCGGACGAUGAAGGCAUCAAGGACGAUGGUUCAGAAAGGGGCCAAUUUAUGUCGGACUUUGACAUAAUGAUGGCGCGCAAGAAGGAGGAAAAGUCCCGGCGCCGUAAACGGAACGAUAUUGAUUUGAUCAACGACAAUGAUGAUUUGAUUGCACAGUUGCUACAGCAGAUGCGUCAGGCGGCGGAACAGGACCGUCAGCUGAAUCUGGAAUCCAAACCGGCCACGAAGAAAAUCGCAAUUUUAAAACAUGUGAUGUCGCAGCUUAUCAAGAAAGAUUUGCAACUGGCGUUCCUCGAGCACAACGUGCUGAAUGUGUUGACCGACUGGAUCGCGCCACUGCCUAAUAAAGCGCUUCCGUGUCUGCAGAUUCGCGAGAGCAUCUUAAAGCUGCUGUCAGAUUUUCCCACUAUCGACAAGUCCUACCUGAAACAGUCCGGUAUCGGUAAGGCGGUUAUGUAUCUGUACAAACACCCAAACGAAACGAAAGGUAACCGUGAACGGGCCGGCCGACUGAUAAACGACUGGUCGCGGCCAAUCUUCAACCUUAGCACCGACUUUAAGGCAAUGUCGCGCGAAGAACGUCAGCAGCGUGACCUGCUGCAAAUGCCACGCAAGCGCAAACCAUCACCAGAUUCGUCCGCUUCGGCCACCAAGAACCAGAAGGGGCUGCCAUUUACCGAAGCGGAAAAAGGAGCACUACGGCCGGGUGAUAAAGGUUGGGUUCAGCGCGCUAGGGUACCGAUGCCAUCCGACAAAGAGUACAUCGUACGACCGAAAUCAAAAAUCGAUGUGGAUAUGAGCAGUAUUGCAAAGAAGAAGUUGAACCGAUAUGAAAAACAUUUGAAGAAAUUUAUCGACCAAAAGAGACUGAACUCUACGCGCCGUGCAGUAGACAUUUCCAUCGAGGGACGUAAAAUGGCACUCUAGGCUAAAUAAUGGUUUGAGGGGCGCAUGUGUGUGUAUGCGGACGAGUUGCUUGAAUAUCGAAAAAUGAUGCGAUGCUCGGUUAUACUUUAAUUUAACCUACUUUCAACAUUAUUUUCCGAGAGCUGCACACUUUUAAUUGCAUAACGAUUUAAAAUUAUCAAAUGUAUCUAUUCGGUCUGCACUGCGUUACGACGCAUGUCAAAUUAUACAACUUAAAAAUUUAAUUAGGAAAAUUCAUCGUAAUCAGGGCAAAAACAUCUCAACAGCUAUUUUAACUCUUUGCGUUCGAAAAAAAAGCGGCGGUAUGCGCAAAUUCGCGGUACAGGAAUAAACUCCGUAGCAUCGUCGAGAUGUUGUUUAUAAUGCCUAUAAAGCCUAAAGUGUGUGUUGAUAUGUUUGAAGGGCAGCUCCAAGCAGACUUGUGGCUCGGAUCCUUUUUUAUUUUGCCUCGUCAGCUGCCUCAAGUAGACUCGUACUAGGGACCCUUUGAAAGCGGCAUAGUUUUUCGAAAUUGAAAAGAUAGACCUAAGAUCAACACCGCCUGCUGUUUUUACAAAACAUUUUUAAGGAUGUAUUAACGAGUCCUCGGUCACGAGGUAGUAAGGGCCUUGGCGACCUGUAAUAUCCUUUUUUCCUGUGAAAAUUGUCACAGGACACUUAACUCCUAUCAACUUCUAGCAAUGCUGAUAUGUAUUGACGAGUCCUCGGUCACGAGUUAGUAUGGCCUUGGCGACUUGUGAUACCCCCUAUUUCCUGCGAAAAAUGUCACAGGAUACAUAACUGCAUUCAACUUCUUGCUAGUCUGAUAUGGUAGGGACUUCCAAUAUAUCAUAUAUAUUAUAUGAUAUGGUUAUGACUCCGGUCUUCACACGGCAGUACCGGGGCAAAAAUGGCUGCCCGAGACCCUUCGAGGUCGUAGUGCCAAGAAAGAAGAAGAAGAAGGACUCCAACAUCCAUUCCGCCCUGGGGUGAUCAUUAGACAUGCUCGCUACUGUACGUUCUUGUCUUUGCCUACCAUAGCUGGCUUCCUUACAUUGAUUGUAUCCAAAAGCCUGUCUCAAACACAAUCUGUGAACAACUCUCAAUCGAGCGCUAAAAGAGUUUUUUUUUUUUGGUUUUCGAUCUUAACCUCCCAAUCUGGCUUGUAAUCCAAUUAUCAUUUAAAGCGACAAUAAAGAGAGAGAAAAAACGUAAAAA
This is a messenger RNA of Anopheles stephensi (Asian malaria mosquito), 3516 nucleotides long. RefSeq names its product IWS1-like protein. The transcript has 6 exons. Gene Ontology annotation, cellular component: nucleus. NCBI's taxonomy places the organism in Eukaryota, Metazoa, Arthropoda, Insecta, Diptera, Culicidae. The record is from RefSeq and is a predicted model, not a curated record. Gene Ontology annotation, biological process: poly(A)+ mRNA export from nucleus. Bases 298 to 2319 code for a protein of 673 amino acids.